UUUUUUGUGUAUUGAAAAUCAUUUUUAUUUAUUAUAAUAAUACAAAAUCUCAGUCUUCAGCGCCAAUUGAAUAGUUUCGGCGCCGAAAAAAAAAGUUAAAAAAAAAGUUUUGUUGUUUCACAAAAGUUAUGGACGAAACGAUUGUGGCCGUACACGGGUUGGCCAAUACAGAGGAGGAUGACGAAGACUUUGUAGACAAUGGUGUCGAUACGGAAGAAUUGGACGAUAAUAAUGGUGUGGUUGAAGAUGGGGAGGAGGGAGAAGAAGAUGAGGAAGAGAUGAUGGUUGACAACAAUGACGAACUGAAUGGUAGUGUUGUUAAGGAAGAGUUGACGGCAGCUGUCGAUGAGGAUGAAGAAGAAGUAGAAGAUGAAGACAACAACUCACAAUUGGACGGACAAACUGAUGAUCAGUUAACCGAAGCCGACGAUAUUAUUAUUGCCGAAGCAGUAGUGGUCACACAGUAUACGUGUAAGUUCUGUAAUCGACGGUUCGAUACGAUUGACAAAGUGAAGAACCACUAUCUGUUGAGACAUAAUAAGGAUCAGUCGAUUGCCAAACGAUUCUCUGGAAGCGGAUCGACGACAACCACAACAAACACACAGUCAACUAAUGAAGAAAACAAUGAUGAAGAAGCUAACGAUACGGACGAUGUGAAAGUAGCGACAAAUAAGCGAAGACCGCCAGCGAGACGAAGACAUCCGCCGGCAAGUAGUCGAGGGAAACAAAGUCAAUACAAUUUGAAGAUCAUAUCGAAUGUUGUCGAAGAAGAUCCGUCAAAAAAGAGAGGACGUAAACCAACGGGUGUUACCCGAAAGUAUCCGUGCGAUUGGCCGUCGUGUACAUACGUGGCCAGACAUUCGGUUCACCUGAAGGAUCACAAGCGCACACAUACGGGUGAGAAACCCUAUCGCUGUAAUUGGCCCGACUGUGGACACAGUUUCGUUCAGGGAUCAGCUCUUAAAACUCAUAUGCGUACCCAUACGGGUGAGAAGCCCUACCCGUGUGAAUGGCCGGGUUGUACACUGAGUUUCUCACAGAAAAACAAUGUAAAGGUUCACAUGAGGACACAUACGGGUGAGAAACCGUAUGUUUGCGAUUGGCCCGGAUGUGAGUGGAGGUUCGCUAUUAAAGGCAAUUUAGACGAACACAAGAGAGUACACGCCGGCGAAAAGUUUUUCAUAUGCGAUUGGCCGGGUUGUACCCGUAGUUACACUCAGAACUCGCAUUUGAGACGACAUAAGUUGGUUCACACGGAAGAGAAGCCCUAUGCUUGCGAUUGGCCCAACUGUUCCUAUCGAUCGGUUCGGGCGUGCGAUGUGGCCAACCAUCGUAUAACACAUACGGGAGAGAAACGAUUUGUUUGCGAAGUGAUCGGAUGCGAGAAGGCUUUCACUCGCGGACAUCAUYUGCGCCGACAUAUGCAGACCAAUCAUACAAUCGAAACAGAAGUGUACGACGAGAUCGCCGAUGACCAGGAAGUGAUUGCGGCCACCGAUGAGAUCAUCGAAGAGGAGGAGGAGCCGCAAGAGGAACAGUAG
Messenger RNA from Oppia nitens, 1541 nucleotides. Its product is annotated as zinc finger protein 771-like. Gene Ontology annotation, cellular component: nucleus. Gene Ontology annotation, biological process: regulation of transcription by RNA polymerase II. Bases 129 to 1541 code for a protein of 470 amino acids. Gene Ontology annotation, molecular function: DNA-binding transcription factor activity, RNA polymerase II-specific; RNA polymerase II cis-regulatory region sequence-specific DNA binding. The record is from RefSeq and is a predicted model, not a curated record. Lineage: Eukaryota; Metazoa; Arthropoda; Arachnida; Sarcoptiformes; Oppiidae. The transcript is spliced from 5 exons.